UGGAAAGACACUCCUAUCUGAAUUCCGUGGAGAUGCGAUUGCCUUGAAGACUACCGAUCUAUCGAAAGCUCCACCAUAUAUCUUGGAAGAAAUGCAGAAGGAAGUCAAGAUCUAUAAAGUCCUUGCUGACAUUCAAGGGGAAUACAUUCCAAAGUUGGUGUGUUAUGGCUACUAUGGAAGUGGGAUGUGCUUUGUUAUUGGUACAACUCUUGUUGGUACUAUGUUAAGUGAUCAUAAGAAGAUAACGGAACGGCAAAGGAUUAAGGCUCUUAAGGCACUAAAGGCAAUCCACGAUCAUGGCGUACUUCACAACGACAUUCGAGAGGAAAAUAUUUUGCUUGAUGAUAAUGCCGACGGUGUGUACCUGAUCGACUUUGGGAUGGCGAGUCAACCUGAUGCAAAGAAAAAAAGGAAGUGGUUCGAUAAAGAGGAACUUAAAUUGUCUCAUUUGCUAGAUCGUUAUACUGU
This is a messenger RNA of Ambispora gerdemannii, 468 nucleotides long. The record is from the annotation of a GenBank genome assembly. Lineage: Eukaryota; Fungi; Glomeromycota; Glomeromycetes; Archaeosporales; Ambisporaceae.